AUGAAUGAAGAAGUUGAUAAGAUCACGUUUUAAUGCAAUUUAAAAUUACUACAAAAAAAAAUUAUUAUGUUAAUUGGUUUUCCUUCAAUUAAAGUUGACUGUGAAAAAAUUCAUUUAUAUCUGAAAGGAAUAUAAGACCAAAAUUAAUUUGAACAACUAAAAAAAAUUAGAAUUUUAAUAAGUUUCAUAGGCGAGGUCACUUAAAUAAAUAAUUGGGAGAAUAGGGUGCAAAUAAUCAGAUAAACAGUUUAACAAUUACUCAAUAUUCAAGGUUUAGAAAUUAAGUGGAAUGAGGAAUAAUGGAAAAAGGAAAUUAAUGCUAUUGUAACAAAUAGAAUUAACAAUCAUUAUUAUGAUACAAUACCAAACAAAAUAUAUUCUUAUGCUAAUUUAUUUAAUUCCUUAUAAAUUAAAUUACCAACAAAAUUAAAAGACCUUAAACAUAAUUCUUUUAAUUAAGUAUAAACAUCCAAUCUCAUAGAUGACUUUCAUUUAUUAUGUGACAUUGAUGAAUUUUUUAUUGUUAGAAAUACAAGGAAUUUUAUUUAAAAAAUUACAAAUAAACUUGAUGAAUUUAUGAGCUUAUUGAUUGAUAUCGAGAUUUAAAAUAAUUUAGUUGGACAUAGUAUAAAAAAUCGAUUCUAAACAUUAUGCGAAUAAUUGUAGAAAAUUAUUAUCACAUUCAAUUCUAAAAUAAAUCAAGAGGAUGAAUUAAAUUUUAAUCAACAAUUAAAAUUAAGUAUUGAGAAAUAAUCCUUUUAAAAAUAUUAAGAACAAGCAUUUGAAACCUAAACUUUGACUAAGUCUAAAACCACAAUUUUUUAAGGUUCUUUUGAAUCUAAAUCAAAAAAGUUUAAAAAAAAAAUAAAAUCAGAGGUUCACUUACAUUAAAGUUCAUCUAUUCUGUUUUCAAUCAAUUAAGGCGAUUUAACUUCUGAAUUAUAUCUUGCUAAUUAGAAUUUGAAUGAAUCUCAUAAUUUUGAUAUUGAAAAUUAAAAGGACUUAAUUUAACAAAUAUAAAAUUAAUUGUUAAUUAAUAAUUAAUCUAACUUAAAAAAAUAUUAUAAUUUUUAAUAUUCUUUGGAAAAAAUUAAAUAAAAAAUAUUAACUUACGAAUAUAUUCUCUACUAAUUUGAGUAAUUAGGAUAUCCAUGUAUUAAUUUGGAUGAAAAUGAACUAAUUUUAGUUCUUUAAGAUUACAAAAUAUAUAAUCCAAAUAAUAAAAAUUUAAUUGUUAAACUAUUUAAUAUCAUUUCUGAAUCUUUUAUUAGUAAAAAUGGUUGUAAGGAUGUUUUCAAAUAAUUGUAAUAUAAUGUAUUAAAAUAUUUAUAAUAAAUAUCAAUUGAUAUUUCAAGUUAAGAAUUAAAUGCUUUAUAAAAUUAAUAAUGUAUAAUAAAAGCAAAUAUGUCAGCCUAUGGGAAUUUGAGAAAUAAAAAGUUUUCUUAUCAAUUAUUAUCUUAGAUAACAAAUCGAAAAUUCCCAAAUGAAAUAUAUGAUAUAAACUGUUCCUCAACAAAAUUAAUUUUUUAAUAGUGGAGUAUUCAACAAUUAUUAGGUAUUUUUAAUUUCUAAGACUUAAAAAAUAUUAGGGUAACACAAUAUUAUAUUAAUUAAAUCUAUACAUGUUUAGAAGUUUUGAUAAAUUUUAAGGAAUCAUUAUAAAUUAAUUUUGAUAAUGAUUUAGUAUAAGAUUUUAUCAAAAUGGAAAGGUAAUUUAUUGAUAUAAUAAACUAACCUCUAAAUUUUCAUGUUGAUUAAAAUGAAUACUUAAAAUCAAUUCAAAAUUUAAAUCAGUUAGAUGAAAUAUUUUUAGAAAAAUUAGGAAAAGAUAAAAUUUUUUAAGUUGAAAAGAUCGAUAAGAUUUAAGAAUUUU
Messenger RNA from Paramecium sonneborni, 1873 nucleotides. Lineage: Eukaryota; Ciliophora; Oligohymenophorea; Peniculida; Parameciidae. The record is from the annotation of a GenBank genome assembly.